CUGAGAGGAGAGGAUACGUGAAUCGUCCAGUGCAAACUCUAUUGUUUGAAACUUACUUUAUAUCAGAAUUUGAAGAUGAAAACGGUACAAAAGUGGCCCUAUUUCUACAAUUAUCCAGCCUAAUGCCAUACUCAUGAAAAUUUUUACAACGUUAUCUUUCUUUUUCAUUUGGGACUGAAAAAAAAUGAAUCCAGAGAGAAGAGAAAGUACAGGAUGUUGGAAACGAGCACCUGCUAAAGAGUGGAAUAUCUACUAACCAAAUUUUCAAUAAAUAGUAAACUGUUAUGCUGCGAUUCUGGAGUGGUGUGAAUUCUCUAGCAACUAGGUAGCCCUCCAACAACACAACCAGUUUUUUCUAAAUUAUGGAAAUUUUGUGGAAGACGUUGACCUGGAUUUUGAGCCUCGUCAUGGCUUCAUCGGAAUUUCACAGUGACUCCAGGCUUUCAUACCGCUCCCAAGAGGAAUUCCUGUCAUACCUUGAACACUACCAACUCACCAUCCCAAUCAGGGUUGAUCAAAAUGGAGCUUUCCUCAGCUUUACUGUGAAAAAUGACAAACACUCAAGGAGAAGGCGGAGUACGGACCCUAUUGACCCACAGCAGGCAGGAUCUAAGUUAUUUUUUAAACUCUCAGCCUAUGGCAAGCACUUUCAUUUAAACUUGACUCUCAACACAGAUUUAGUGUCCAAACAUUUUACCGUGGAAUACUGGGGGAGAGAUGGGCCCCAGUGGAAGCAUGGUUUUUUAGACAACUGUCAUUACACAGGAUACUUACAAGAUCAACACAGCACAACUAAAGUGGCUAUGAGCAACUGCAUCGGGUUGCAUGGUGUUAUUGCUACAGAAGAUGAGGAAUAUUUUAUUGAGCCUUUGAGGAAUGCUACAGAAGAUUCUAAACAUUUUAGUUAUGAAAAUGGCCACCCUCAUGUUGUUUACAAAAAGUCUACCCUUCAACAAAGGCAUCUGUAUGAUCACUCUCAUUGUGGUGUUUCAGACCUCCCAAGAAGCAGCAGCAAACCUUGGUGGCUGAAUGAUACCUCUGCUCUUCCAGCUUCUCUCCCAAUUAAUGACACUUUAAGUAGCCAUCGCAGACAGAAGAGAUCUGUCAGCACUGAACGAUUUGUGGAGACGUUGGUCGUGGCAGACAAAAUGAUGGUGGGCUACCAUGGACGCAAAGAUAUUGAACAUUACAUUUUGAGUGUAAUGAAUAUUGUUGCCAAACUUUACCGGGAUUCUAGCCUAGGAAACGUUGUGAAUAUCAUAGUGGCUCGUUUAAUUGUUCUCACCGAAGAUCAGCCAAACUUGGAGAUAAACCACCAUGCAGACAAGUCCCUCGAUAGCUUCUGUAAAUGGCAGAAAUCCAUUCUCUCCCACCAAAGUGAUGGAAACACCAUUCCAGAAAAUGGGAUUGCCCACCACGAUAAUGCGGUUCUUAUUACUAGAUAUGACAUCUGCACUUAUAAAAACAAGCCCUGUGGAACAUUGGGCUUGGCCUCUGUGGCUGGAAUGUGUGAGCCUGAAAGGAGCUGCAGCAUUAAUGAAGACAUUGGCCUGGGCUCCGCUUUUACCAUUGCUCAUGAGAUUGGUCACAAUUUUGGGAUGAACCACGAUGGAAUUGGAAAUUCUUGUGGGACCAAAUCACGAAGCAGCAAAACUUAUGGCAGCUCACAUUACUGCAAACACCAAUCCUUUCUCCUGGUCUGCCUGCAGCAGAGACUACAUUACAAGCUUUCUAGAGAAGUGUGUAGAGAGCUCUGGUGCCUCAGCAAAAGUAAUCGCUGUGUUACCAACAGUAUUCCGGCUGCAGAGGGGACACUGUGCCAAACUGGGAGCAUUGAAAAAGGGUGGUGUUAUCAGGGAGAGUGUGUUCCUUUUGGCACUUGGCCCCAGAGCGUAGAUGGGGGCUGGGGUCCCUGGUCAAUAUGGGGAGAGUGCAGCAGGACCUGCGGGGGAGGCGUCUCCUCAUCCUUAAGACACUGUGACAGUCCAGCACCUUCGGGAGGUGGAAAAUAUUGCCUUGGGGAAAGGAAACGGUAUCGCUCCUGUAACACAGAUCCAUGCCCUUCAGGGGCCCGAGAUUUUCGAGAAAAACAGUGUGCAGAUUUUGACAAUAUGCCUUUUCGGGGGAAAUAUUAUAACUGGAAGCCCUACACUGGAGGUGGGGUGAAGCCCUGUGCAUUGAAUUGCUUGGCCGAAGGUUACAAUUUUUAUACAGAACGUGCCCCUGCCGUGAUAGAUGGAACUCAAUGCAAUGCCGAUUCACUGGAUAUCUGUAUCAACGGAGAGUGCAAGCAUGUAGGUUGUGAUAAUAUUUUGGGAUCUGAUGCUAGGGAAGACAGAUGUCGAGUCUGUGGAGGGGAUGGAAGCACAUGUGAUGCCAUUGAAGGGUUUUUCAAUGAUUCAUUGCCCAGAGGAGGCUACAUGGAAGUUGUUCAUAUUCCAAGAGGUUCUGUCCACAUUGAAGUGAGAGAGGUGGCCAUGUCAAAAAACUACAUUGCUUUAAAAUCUGAAGGAGAUGACUACUAUAUUAAUGGUGCCUGGACUAUUGACUGGCCAAGGAAGUUUGAUGUUGCUGGAACAGCUUUUCAUUACAAGAGGCCAACUGAUGAACCAGAGUCACUGGAAGCCCUGGGUCCCACCUCAGAAAAUCUCAUCAUCAUGAUUCUACUUCAGGAACAGAAUUUGGGGAUUAGAUAUAAAUUCAACGUUCCUAUCACUCGCACGGGCAGUGGAGACAAUGAAGUUGGCUUUGCAUGGAAUCAUCAGCCUUGGUCAGAAUGUUCAGCUACUUGUGCUGGAGUGGCCACCAAUGCAAUUCUUUACCUCUGGCUGGGAGAGCAGGACAGUUGGCUUCCUUCAAAGCCAACACCAUUGCUGCUGCAUGGACUGAAGCAAGAGGCAGUAUGUAAAAGGCUAGAUGACAACUCAAUUGUGCAGAACAAUUACUGUGACCCUGAUGCCAAACCACCAGAAAACCAGCGUGCUUGCAACACUGAACCUUGCCCACCUGAGUGGUUUAUUGGGGAUUGGUUGGAGUGCAGCAAGACCUGUGAUGGUGGAAUGCGUGCGAGGACAGUGCUCUGUAUCAGGAAGAUUGGACCUUCUGAGGAGGAGACACUGGACUACAGUAGCUGUUUAACCCAUCGGCCCAUUGAAAAAGAGCCCUGCAACAACCAGUCUUGUCCCCCUCAGUGGGUUGCUUUGGACUGGUCAGAAUGCACUCCAAAAUGUGGCCCAGGAUUCAAGCACCGGAUUGUUCUGUGCAAGAGCAGUGACCUUUCUAAAACGUUUCCAGCUGCCCAUUGCCCAGAGGAAAGCAAACCUCCCGUCCGCAUCCGCUGCAGCCUGGGCCGCUGCCCUCCUCCUCGCUGGGUGACUGGAGACUGGGGCCAGUGUUCUGCUCAGUGUGGACUCGGACAGCAAAUGAGGACCGUUCAGUGUCUCUCUUACACGGGGCAAGCAUCCAGUGAUUGUCCAGAAACAGUCCGGCCUCCGUCUAUGCAGCAGUGUGAGAGCAAAUGUGACAGUACUCCCAUUUCCAAUACCGAAGAGUGCAAAGAUGUGAACAAAGUGGCCUAUUGCCCACUGGUGUUGAAGUUUAAGUUCUGCAGUCGUGCAUACUUCCGACAGAUGUGUUGUAAGACGUGCCAAGGACACUGACCCACAGAGAGCAAGAGAGAGAGAGAGAGAGAGAGCACCUUGUUAUUUCAUCGUGGAGAUGUGUCCAUCAAAGAGAGCCACCCAGAGGAAGGGGAUUGACGUCCUUGCGAAUGCAUUACCCUGUGGAAAACGUAACCACUGGUCAGCCCCAGCUGACAGGAUUUCAAUAUUAUUUUAACUUCUGUGAAGUGGGAUUUAUUGAUCCAAAGUGCUGGACACAGUAUAAGGAGGGAAUGCCAGAUCGGAGAGAUCCAAACAACACAGAACAUCAAUCACUUACUGUGGAACUGUUGUGUUUCUUCAAGUAAUAGCCCGUUUACCUCCUUGGACCAUUAAGAUAAUUUUUAUUAUGGACUUAGCAAUGACACUGAAUCCAUUGUAUUUAAAACUGUUUAAAAUGUAGCUGUUAUGACUUGGUCUACUAUGGAAGUAAAGAAGAUUCAGAAAUCUGAAGUCAUAGCUUAAAAUAUUUACUGUAUUUUAUCUCACUACAACAGCACCACAGUUUAAAUUAUAAAACCAGGCUUUGAAAUGUAUUUAAGGAGCAAUUAUAAAUCAGAAGUAAAGAAAAUUUGUAUUAUUUUUCUUCAUUCCACCUCAUUUCCUUAGGAGUAAUUCCCCUUUUCUGAACACUGCUGUGAGCCAUUUAUAAAAUGCUAUUAAACAGAGUGACAAUGAGGGACAGAGUGGAAGGCAGUGCAUCAGAUGCUGCAGCUGGGCAUGAAAUACAAGUCUAUACAUUCAGUGCUAAAGGUAUGUAGCCAUCUGGCCACUGGACAAGUGAAACUGAGAUUUCUAUUAAUCUUUUAAGGGAAAAGCACUUCAAUUCCGUAGAGAAGCCAGACUCGAGGUGGGAUGGAGACUGAGCUACCAGGCCCUAGGUUGCCCCUGUAUGGGCAGGAUGCCUGGCUGCCUUUUUUGGCCUCUCCAGCUGACCAUUGUUUACGUCAAUAGCCACAGAACGGCUCAUUGCAUUGUUAGCCUCCAGUUGGACUUAGCAAGAGGAUAUGUGCAACAGCUAGCCUGGCUAUGUCAUAACAAGACAGUUCUUUCUGCAAACUAUGUUGACAGUUCAGUGGGAUCCAGAUGCCCCCUUCUUUGAUAUGGUAGAAGGGCAUUUAUUUAUAGGAGAGCAAGAGAAUGUGUGUGUGCGUGCAUGUGUGCACACGCGCUUGUGUGCGCGUGCUUUGGGGUGUGUAUGGAUAGAGCAGUGUGUACUUGAAGGUAAACGUGCCAUUUCUGUGAGCAUUAGAGAGGAUUGUAACCAAAGAAGAAAAAAAUGCAUGAGGACUAUAGGUCACGGUAACCUCAUUUCAUCACUCCCUGAAGCGCGGGUUUCAGUUUGCUUAUGGCUACUCCGAAUUGUGAUUAAAUGUGAAACCCGGUUCCUUGGGCAAAUCUAAUUCUAGAAUCCAAUGAAUCUAAAAACACAAGGGCCAGCUCUUUGUCUUUCCGGUCCCCAGUCCCCCGUCCUGCUCUAUGAGAGACUUCACAAGGAGACAAAAGAAAGAGUAUGCUCACCAGAAUAUCUGGUGUAUGAGCUUUUGUAUCCCACUCAGCAGAACUCCGUUGUUGUAGCAGUUGCAGUCUAUCAUGUGAACGUCAACAAUACCUUGUGCUUAAUACUAAAACCCAAAUGGCACUUUUAGGAAGUAGUGCUGUCAGUGAAAGAGUAUUUUAGAGCUCAAUCCAACUCAUCCCUGUGUUCCCAAACAGCAUGAUAAAUGUGUCCCACUCUCAGUAGGACUAAUGUGAGUGAGUAGGGAGGGGCUGACUGUGUGUCUCUCUCUCUCUCUCUGUGUCUGUAUCUUGGUCUCUGUUUCUCUGUCUCUCUCUAUAUCUCUCUCUUUCUCUCUGAUUCUGUCUCUCUCUGUCUCUUUCACUUUUUUUCCCCUAAAAGGAAAGAGAAGAAUUCAUACUCUGAUUCUUGGACUCAGAAAACUAACCAAACUAUGAAUAUUUUAGGCUAAUUUGUUUGGGAUGCUGUUCAGCACACUACCCUUAAGCCUGAUCAUCCCCAUCCAAUCAGCAGCUUUCUCUUUCAACAUCACAGCAAGCUUCCAAGUUUCCCCAAUGUGCUUUUCAUACAGGGUAGGGAGCCCUUGAUGAUAUGAAAGUGGUUCCUUGCCUAGGCCUCUCAGAUGCCACAGACCUAGCAACCCGAAUUUUAUCUGUCUUCUUCAUGUGGUUACCUUGGUGCUAGUGUGUCCUGGUGAGGUCAAGAAAAGAGAAAGGUGGGGCUCUGGUACUUCCAAGUACAGGUAGCUCUCAGGAUCAGAUUUUCUCCAGGGCACAAUUAUAAAUAUUAACUAAUGUUUCUUCAUCAGAGGAGUUUUGUUAAUAUCAUUAACUAGAGGAGAAGGACCCUCCUUUUUUUUUUCUUUACCUCACUUAAAAUAUUAACUUUGCAAAGGCUGUCCCCAUGGGCGCAGCUUGAUGCUCCCGCUGGUGCUAGAACAAAGGGUGUCCAAUGUUUACUGGUCAAUUUCAACAACACUGUGGCUGGAAUUUAGAGAAUCUCCUAGGGCAAAAUCGGACUGCAUUGUUAAAGGGAAUAAAACACAGAAUGUAUCUGGGUUUAUUAACUAAAGGAAGCUUCAGACUAGGACCUGAAACUGAAACCUGACAAAAAAAAUAAUAAUUUCUAAUUUUUUUCCCCACAGCAGAGCAGGUUGCUGGUGCUGCUGCUGCUGCUGCUUUUGUAGCCCCCUCUGUAAUCCAAGCUAAACAACACUACACCCUAAAUAAUGACAGGACUGUCUGAAAAAGCUGAGUCACAUCAGGCAGGCCCCAGUCUAGUAGUAGUAAAAGCAUAUUGAAGGCACCAAAAAAAUUCAGUGGUGCCCGUAACUGCUAUUGGGCAGUAAUAGCCACAGGGGCUGUUACUGUCUAACCACAGCAACAACAAAAAGUUAAAAUGUGCCCUAGAGCUUAAAAUCCAAAACAGCCCAUUUAAUUAGCAUCUUUAUUAAUGGAGUGAAUGUUCACAUAGGUAUCCUUAACAAUACAGAAUGAAAUUACCUUUGUAUUAUUGUGAUUAGUUGCUUAUUAUUUUAUACUCAGUAUUAAUGUGUUACACUGUUAUUUUUUUUGCUUUUGUAAAUUAUAUUCUAAUUUAUUGCCAUGUUUCCUAACACUUGUCCUACAUUCAUCCUCCUGCUUGUAAUGAAAACAAAAAUUUUGUAACACUUGAUGGAGUGAAAUUCCACACCAGGCACAGAUUUUUUUUUAAC
Messenger RNA from Dromiciops gliroides (monito del monte), 6892 nucleotides. RefSeq names its product ADAM metallopeptidase with thrombospondin type 1 motif 6 (gene ADAMTS6). The record is from RefSeq and is a predicted model, not a curated record. NCBI's taxonomy places the organism in Eukaryota, Metazoa, Chordata, Mammalia, Microbiotheria, Microbiotheriidae. Gene Ontology annotation, cellular component: extracellular matrix. Gene Ontology annotation, molecular function: metalloendopeptidase activity. Gene Ontology annotation, biological process: proteolysis; extracellular matrix organization.